GUUGUCCAACAACUACUUGUAACAAGGUACUAGUGAGAAGCGAAUUGAUAUAGCCUGUGACCAACGUAUAAAUUGUUACACCGUUAAAUGAUAAUGAUGACGAGUAGAAUAUUAAUGUAGUAAUAACUAUUAUUGCAGGGAAAAUACGUUUUGCAUAUUUAAACAUCUAUGAUCAAUUUCAGUUGAGAUCGAACUUAUAUUGAGAAUAAAAGCAGAAAUGCAAUAAUGGCUGCACAUACUAUAUAUGAUUACAUGAAGAUACAAAACAGACCUUUCAGUGUGAAUGAUGUAGUUACAAAUUUACAUAAUGAAUACAGCAAGACCGAAGUUCAAAAGGCUAUGGAUGAACUGGUGGCUAAUAAGAAAUUGUUUGAGAAAGUUUAUGGUAAGCAGAAAAUAUAUUGUGCUGUCCAAGAUUUAACAUAUGAUGCAGAUGAAUUAAUGACGAUUGACAAAGAAUUACAAUCUCACGCUAAGGAAAUUGAGAGCAAAUAUCAAGAGGUCACGAAAGAAAUUAAGAACAAGGAAGUUCUAUUAUCCUCCUUAAAGGCGAGUUUAAUACUGGAGGAUGCACAAAAGAAAAAAAUUACUUUACAACAAAGCAUAAAGCAGUUAACAUAUAAAUUAGAUACACUGAUGGAAACAACUAGCUCUGUGGAUUUGCAUGAAUCUAAAAGAAAGGCACAAAAGGAACUGGAUGAAAAUUCACGCGAAUAUCUAAAAAGGAAAAGAAUAUGCACUGAUAUAAUAGACUGUAUUUUAGAAAAUUAUCCUGGUAGCAAGAAUGACUUAUCUGAAGAAAUAGGUCUAAAUUUAACAACUGUAUAGUAAAUUCUUUUUCUUUCUGUAUUGUUUAAAUCACUGUGCCUUUAGUCUACCUGAGAUAUAUUCAGCAAUGUCACAUUGUAUGGUAAAUUAAUAAUAUAGGUUAAAUCUUAUCCUGGUGAUUGCCUUAAAAGGGUUUCUUAUUUUUGCUAACUCACAUAUACAUUUAUUUUCGUUUAUGAUUGUUGUGACAUUGGUAUUUAGGUUUAUUUACACAUAUAUUUAUUUAUGCUUUUAAAGUUGCUACGUAUAAAAAAGUCAUUCAAAUUGUUUCUUUGACAGAAAUGUUAUAUGCUAAAGUACUUGGAUUAAAUUGGGUUAAAUUGGAUACUUAUAUACUUGGAUUAAAUAGAUCUGUUUCAAGUUACUAAAUAAUACGUAUUCUAUGAUGUCAUUCUGAAAUAAGACAGCAUUUAUUUUAUUUGUUUAUAUAUUACACAGUUCACUUUAUGUGCUUACACAGCUUUUUUUUAUUUAUUAUAAAUGUGCAUAUGUAGGCUACUGAUAAGUAAACCAAUUAAUAUUUAUAAGUUAGAACUAUUAUAUUUUUUCCAAUAAUCUCCAUGUACAAUUAAGUGAAAAGAAUAUGAUG
Harpegnathos saltator (Jerdon's jumping ant) is the source of this 1417-nucleotide messenger RNA. Its product is annotated as homologous-pairing protein 2 homolog. The coding region runs from base 226 to 828 and encodes 200 amino acids. Gene Ontology annotation, cellular component: DNA recombinase auxiliary factor complex; condensed nuclear chromosome. The record is from RefSeq and is a predicted model, not a curated record. The transcript has 3 exons. Gene Ontology annotation, molecular function: double-stranded DNA binding; recombinase activator activity. Gene Ontology annotation, biological process: meiotic joint molecule formation; meiotic strand invasion involved in reciprocal meiotic recombination; homologous chromosome pairing at meiosis. Lineage: Eukaryota; Metazoa; Arthropoda; Insecta; Hymenoptera; Formicidae.